GUAAGUGCAACUCUAUUACCAAUAUUACCCCUCCCAAAAUCCUCUAUUUUCCUUGUUCACUUUUUAUCUCCGUUAAUUCCACCGGAAACUGCCAUCCACCCACCAAAUAUCCAUCGGUGACCUCCCCGAAAUUCCGGCAUGUCCGUCUCCGUUUCUAUUCAGUCCGCCUCCCUCCGGCGCGAUUCCGAUUCAGAACCGUUGUUAGAUUCCAGAUAUGGGAAAGACGGCGUUGCGCCAACCACCGUAGACGAAGAUACUGCUUCAUCGAAUAAAACUGUGUUGCGCAAGAAAAGAUAUUCUAUUAACUCCAUGAGUUGCUUUGGGGUUGAAUUAACCCCCGAUAAUGUUGCCGUUGCGAUGGUAUAUUUUGUUCAGGGUGUAUUGGGCCUAUCCAGGCUUGCAGUCAGUUUCUACAUGAAAGAUGAUCUACACUUAGACCCCGCAGAGACAGCCGUCAUAUCUGGUAUAUCUUCAUUACCUUGGCUAGUCAAACCCUUGUACGGGUUUAUCAGUGAUUCCUUCCCGCUUUUUGGCUAUCGAAGAAGGUCAUAUUUGGUUUUGUCGGGACUUUUAGGAGCCUUUUCGUGGAGUUUGAUGGCUACGUUUGUCGACACCAAAUAUGGUGUUGCCUUCUGCAUACUUCUUGGAUCCCUUUCUGUAGCCUUUUCAGAUGUUGUUGUGGACUCUAUGGUUGUGGAGAGGUCUCGCGGUGAAUCACAACGCAUGUCGGGAUCUCUUCAGUCUUUAUGCUGGGGUUCUUCUGCUUUUGGUGGCAUUGUCAGUUCCUACUUCAGUGGCUCCUUCGUCGGUGCUUAUGGUGUGAGGUUCGUCUUUGGAUUAACGGCUUUGCUUCCCUUAAUAACAUCUGCAGUUUCGGUCCUUGUGAAAGAGCAGCCAAUAAGGGGGCAGAAUAUGGGGGUGAACGGGGGCUUCCUAGAAAGCUCCACGAACAGCGUAACGCAAUUGUGUGAUGCUGUUAAGCAGCCGAAUGUUUUUCUUCCCACGUUAUUUAUUUUUCUGUGGCAAGCGACGCCACAAUCCGACUCUGCCAUGUUUUACUUCACUACAAAUAAACUUGGGUUUACCCCAGAGUUUCUGGGGCGUGUGAAGCUCGUCACUUCUAUUGCAUCACUGCUCGGUGUCGGACUUUAUAACGGUUUUUUAAAAACUGUUCGUUUGAGGAAGAUAUUUCUAGUCACCACUAUUAUCGGUUCAGCUCUUGGGAUGACUCAAGUUUUGCUCGUCACUGGAUUGAACCGGCAGUUGGGUAUAAACGACGAAUGGUUCGCCAUGGGUGACUCCCUAAUAAUAACAGUUCUUGGACAGGUGUCGUUUAUGCCGGUUCUUGUAUUAGCAGCGAAAAUAUGUCCGGAGGGAAUGGAAGCAACUCUAUUUGCAACGCUAAUGUCGAUAUCCAACGGUGGGAGUGUUCUCGGCGGUCUGAUAGGAGCUGGAUUAACUAAGCUAUUUGGUGUGACAAAGGAUAAAUUUGACAACCUAACUUUUCUCAUAAUUUUAUGCAAUCUCAGUUCUUUGUUACCUUUGCCUUUACUUGGCCUCCUUCCGGAAGAUUCAUCCGAUUCCGAUUCCGAGAAGAACGCUGACGUGGAAAUGAAAUCAAAUUGAUAUUAUAUAUAUACAGGUGGGAAAGAAAAAGAAAAAAGUAGUUGUAUAUUGUAACAAAAUGCUGUCUUGUAACUUUAGGAUAUUUCUCUUCUAAUUUAAGUACCCUUUAAUUUCAUUUACUUUGUCUAAUGUGACAAGUCAAAUGGUCCAUUUAUCAAAACAUGCCACGAGAGCAUCAAACAUACAGACAAAAUAAAUCUCAUAUUUGGUCCAA
Erythranthe guttata (spotted monkey flower) is the source of this 1840-nucleotide messenger RNA. RefSeq names its product Major facilitator superfamily protein. Gene Ontology annotation, cellular component: membrane. The record is from RefSeq and is a predicted model, not a curated record. NCBI's taxonomy places the organism in Eukaryota, Viridiplantae, Streptophyta, Magnoliopsida, Lamiales, Phrymaceae.